AUGGACGAAACCAAUAUGAUCCGAAGAGCGGCAGGCAAGAUACCGCAUGUCUGUGUUGUCGGUGCGGGUGUUGCUGGGCUGAGAUGUGCGGAUCUGCUGUUGAAGCACGGGGUCAAGGUUACAGUCCUGGAAGGGAGAAAUAGGGUUGGUGGAAGAUUAUGUCAAAGCGAUGCGCUAGGUCAUUUAGUUGACCUCGGCCCGAACUGGAUACACGGCACUGAUGACAACCCUAUCCUAGACCUUGCGAAAGAGACCAAGACUAUCAGCAUGAACUGGGAUGGUCGCCAAUCAGUUUUUGACAGCCAGGGAAACCACAUGUCUGACAAAGACGCAGCGAAGAACACUGAGCAUGUUUGGACUAUCAUCGAGCAAGCAAUGAAGCUUUCGAAUGAGAAUUCGGCCACGAUAUCCUCGGACAAGAGUUUGUAUAACUACUUUGAAGAGCGGGUUGUAGAAAUGUUCCCUAAUCAGGAUGCUGAAUCGAAGAGGCAACAGCGAAUCAUCCUUCAGAUGGCAGAAAUGUGGGGUGCUUUCGUUGGCUCGCCCAUCCAAAGGCAAAGUCUGAAAUUUUUCUGGCUGGAGGAGUGUAUCGAUGGCGAGAAUCUCUUUGUCGCAUCUACGUACGACAAGGUGCUGAAGAAGAUUGCUGAGCCUGCGCUGGAACAUGCGACGAUGCUGUUUGAACAUAAAGUAAAGCGGAUCGUAUCGGGAGAGGACACUGCAGAUGCGGGUGUUACCGUUGAACUUGAAGGCCGGCAAAGUAUGAUGUUCGACGAAGUGAUUAUGACGGCUCCACUAGGCUGGCUAAAGCGCAAUCUCGAUGCUUUCGUCCCAGCAUUGCCGAGUCGAUUGACAGAAGCUGUUGGAAGUCUCGGAUACGGGCAUCUUGACAAAGUAUACAUCACCUUCCCAAGCGCCUUCUGGAACGAAGGAACAGCCAGCGAUGCAGAACUACCCUCUGCAUCUCGCGACCUAAGCAAACCAAAUGUCACAGCAAUAACAGCGCCCGUGCAUCAAGCAACUGACUCACCAGUCAAUCCAGCACAUUAUCCAGGCUUCACACACUGGACACAUCCAACAUAUGCAUCUGAAACGAACCCAAAAGCCUGGGAUCAAGAAGCUGUGAACCUCGCCGCCCUUCCCAGAGGAACGGCGCACCCAACCCUCCUCUUUUACACCUUUGGACCAACAAGCUUACAUAUCGCCAAACUCCUAGCAAAUAACCCACCAGAAAAGCAUGACAGCCUUCUAACAUCUUUCUUUCUUCCCUACUACUCCAAACUUCCCAACUACAAGCCGAACCACAGCGACUGCGCACCACAAGCCGUCCUGGCAACAGCAUGGGCAAACGACGAACUCGCUGGCUACGGUUCAUACUGCAAUUUCCAAAUUGGGCUCGAAAAGGGUGAUGAGGAUGUGGAGACAUUACGAAAGGGCAUGCCUGAACGAGGUGUUUGGUUGGCUGGAGAGCAUUGCGCGCCGUUUGUUGCGUUAGGGACCGUCACGGGGGCGUACUGGAGCGGGGAGGGCGUCGCGAAAAGGGUGCUGAAAGCGUAUGAGCUCGGUGAGAAAGAGCAGAAUGGGUCCUCGUGA
Molecule: messenger RNA, 1593 nt
Organism: Alternaria postmessia
Lineage: Eukaryota; Fungi; Ascomycota; Dothideomycetes; Pleosporales; Pleosporaceae
Exons: 3
Coding region: 1-1593 (530 amino acids)
Molecular function (GO): oxidoreductase activity
Source: RefSeq, a predicted model, not a curated record